Molecule: messenger RNA, 3092 nt
Organism: Pogoniulus pusillus (Red-fronted tinkerbird)
Lineage: Eukaryota; Metazoa; Chordata; Aves; Piciformes; Lybiidae
Gene: DGLUCY
Product: D-glutamate cyclase
Exons: 13
Coding region: 283-2136 (617 amino acids)
Biological process (GO): glutamate metabolic process
Molecular function (GO): D-glutamate cyclase activity
Source: RefSeq, a predicted model, not a curated record
CGCCGUGGUGGCGUGGGGGAGCUGCGUAUAGCCCCAGUCUCUCGCAGGAGGACAUGAUAGCGGGAUGAGGGAGUAGGGUAUCCCUUCGCGACAGGACAUCCUGGAGGGACUCGCAGGGUCCCAAUCGCCUACUUUAGCUGUGGCGUACCCUCACGGAGCGGGCAGUGUGCGCAGCAGCACAGGGGACGCCCGUCCAUGUGAGUCGGAACGACUUGGCUGGGCCAGUUCCUUGAGCUGAGGCAUCCGGAUAGCUGCUGCGGUGAAUGCACGUCGGUUGAACAGAUGUUUUUGACAAAAGGCUUGAAAUCUCUCCUUCCCAACGUACUGAGAAGAACAAUUCGAUGCAACAGACUCAGUAUUAGUAAUACUUCUGGAAUGGCAGAAGGCUAUAAACAAGCCAACGUUGUGAUUUUGCCUAAGUCCCUGGCUGAUGACUUUGAGAAGUUCUGCCAUGCAAAUGAUGGACCUCUGCCACUCCUGUGCAGAAGUAAACCAGGUGACUGGAAAUGUCCUUCUUUGAGUAGCGAUUCUGAUAUCAGAACUGACUGCCUGCAGUACAGAAUAUAUGAGCAUGGAGCUUGCACUGGAUCACUGAAAAACCUAAAGGAGUAUUCUCAACAACUGAAGGACAUGGUGACCUUUUACAUAGGCUGCAGCUUCUCCUUCGAGAAAGCAUUCCAAGAUGCUGGCAUUCCCAUAAGAAAUGUUGAGCAGAAAUGUAAUGUAAGCAUGUAUAAGACAGAUGUGCCUUGCUAUACCAUUUCUCCAUUUUGCUGCAACUUAGUAGUCACCAUGAGACCUAUUCCUGAAAGCAAGUUGGGAGCGGCUGUACUAGCGACAUCUGAGUUAAAAGAAGCCCAUGGAGCACCAAUUCACAUAGGUGACCCUGGUCUGCUGGGAAUACAAGACCUUUCCAAACCAAACUAUGGAGACCCAGUUCACCUCCACCCUGGUGAUAUUCCAGUGUUUUGGGCCUGUGGAGUGACAGCAGUAGAAGCAGUCAUCAAUUGCAGACCUCCAUUAGCUUUUACUCACUCUCCUGGCUGUAUGUUCGUUACCGACCUAAAGAAUGACAAUGCUGCAGUCAGAUCUUCAAGAGAAGUCCCACAAGUCCACUGCAUCUCACAAAAUCCUCUGCACUAUAGCAUUGUGUCAGCAGAAGCAGCCCAAAAGAUAAACACUCUAGAGACCCUAAUUGGAAUAGAUCCAGGAGAACGAGGUAUAACCCACCUACGCGGGCAGGGCGAGCUGCUGAAGGCUUGCCUGUCCAUGUCUCACGCGCGGUCAGUGCUGGUAACAACUGGAUUUCCUACCCACUUCACUUACGAACCGCCGGAAGAGAACGAUGGGCCCCCGGGAACCCUUGCUAUUGCAGCUAUGUUGCAGGCCUUGGAGAAAGAGGUUGCCAUAGUAACAGACCAGAGAGCCAUGAAUCUGAAUAAAAAGAUUAUCGAAGAGGCUGUUCAAAUAGGAAUCCUGAAGAAGCCUGUCCCUCUAUUGAGUUACCAAAGGGAAAGUGCUGAUUCAGCUCUAACAUUUUUGUGUGAGAAUGGGAAUCCUGGAAAACCUAGAUUUGAUCACCUGGUAGCAAUAGAGCGUGCUGGGAUGGCUGCUGAUGGCAACUAUUACAACGCCAGGAAAGUUAACAUUAAACACCUUGUUGAUCCCAUAGAUGAACUAUUUUUAGCUGCACAAACCAUUCCAGGAGUCACAACUACAGGUGUUGGAGAUGGAGGAAAUGAAUUGGGAAUGGGCAAAGUAAAAGAUGCUGUAAAGAAGCACAUUAAAAAUGGAGAUGUUAUAGCUUGUGAUGUCGAAGCUGAUUUUGCUGUUGUGGCUGGAGUCUCUAACUGGGGAGGCUAUGCCAUAGCUUGUGCUCUGUAUAUUCUCAACACUUGUGAAAUCCAUGGCCGCUAUCUGAAGAAAGCUGUUGGGUUUCCGCACUUAGAUAAGAAGACGACCUGGCUUCCAGCACUUCCCUCAGUUACCAAGGAAGAAGAACUUCUGAAGAUACUUGUGAGGCAUGGGGUCCGUAGUGGAAAAACUGCCAGCCUGGAGAUGGAAGUGGAUGGGCUGCCCUUUUACAACACUCACUCACUUAUGAUUGAAAAGCUGCUGCAAGAAGUGCAACAAUGACUGGCUCUAAUGAUUUCUUUGUCAAGAGUCAUUCCCAUGUUAUCUUCUUACCUCUUUGGUUCUCACAAGGUACAGAAGAUCAGAAAAAGAUAACUUAUCAUCUCUGGUGUCUUUGCUGCACAAAACCAUUCAUUUUUACCCUUACAUCUUCUCUGUGAAGCAAGAAGAAGAUAGCAUCAAGAUGAUUCUGUCUGCCUUUCUUUUCUGUAAUUCUGUAAUGGAUAAUGGAUAUUAAAUUAUAUUAUACCCUAAGAGGUGAUCUGUUUUUGACAAAGAAAGCUUCUCAUGAAAAUGAAAUAUUAAUGCAUUGCCGUUCCUGUUUUGCUAACCUUGUAACUGUAACAGGAAGUAACUCUUGUAGCAGCCUGGAUUUAAAAAUACCAUGUGGUGGGGAAGGCAGCUGCAGUGAAGAGGGGAAGGUCAAACAAAAAAACCCGGUGUUACAGUAGUGAAAGUUGUUAAAUACAGCUCCCUUGCACUCUUCCUGUGGCCCCUCUAAAACUGUUCUCUUAUGGCAGUGGAUAGUUUGGAGAAGUGUGAGGAGCUUAAGUGUAGAGGCUUAGCUGAGCUAAUGAAAAUGAGGGCAGUGCUGCAGAGCUGCUGUGUAAAGGGUGGCUACACCAUUUGCCUCCUUCAGGUUUGUAGUUUGUCGUUUACAUAUUUUUGUCCAUUUCUGGGUAAUUUAGGAAGGUAGCAGAUAUGUCAGGGUAACUCACUGUUAAGAUUAAAUUAAUUACAUCCACAAAUAGUGAUUAAAAACGAAUGCUUAGAAAUUAAAACAUGAGAAGAAAUGAAAAAGAACCCCAACCAAAACCAUUUGCAUCCAGGAUGAAGUAAAAUUGGUAAGCGAACGUUUAGAUGAUUUCCAGUCAUAUAGAUUCAGCUCCUGAUUCUAAGCGAAGCAACAUUAAAUUGUAUCUGAAAGGCUUAAUAGCACUGAACCAGUACAUGACAAA